AUGCGCAUUAUUUUUGAUUUAGUUUUAAAUCAUACAAGCGAUGAACAUCCAUGGUUUAUUGAAUCUCGAUCAUCACGUACAAAUUCAAAACGUGAUUGGUAUAUAUGGAGAGAUGGUAAACCUGGUGGUCUUCGUCCAAAUAAUUGGGAAAGUAUUUUUAAUGGUUCAGCUUGGGAAUAUGAUAAAGAAACAGGUCAAUAUUAUUUACAUUUAUUUUCUCGUAAAAUGCCUGAUGUUAAUUGGGAAUAUCAAGAAUUACGUCAAGAAUUAUAUAAAAUGACACGUUGGUGGCUUGAUCGAUGUGUUGAUGGUUUUCGUAUUGAUGCAAUAUCACAUAUAAAAAAGAAACCAGGUUUACCUGAUUGA
This is a messenger RNA of Rotaria sordida, 366 nucleotides long. Lineage: Eukaryota; Metazoa; Rotifera; Eurotatoria; Philodinida; Philodinidae. The record is from the annotation of a GenBank genome assembly.